Neoarius graeffei (lesser salmon catfish) is the source of this 2055-nucleotide messenger RNA. RefSeq names its product transforming growth factor beta receptor 2a (gene tgfbr2a). Lineage: Eukaryota; Metazoa; Chordata; Actinopteri; Siluriformes; Ariidae. Bases 209 to 1837 code for a protein of 542 amino acids. Gene Ontology annotation, biological process: cellular response to growth factor stimulus; transforming growth factor beta receptor signaling pathway; protein phosphorylation. Gene Ontology annotation, molecular function: SMAD binding; activin receptor activity; transforming growth factor beta binding. The record is from RefSeq and is a predicted model, not a curated record. Gene Ontology annotation, cellular component: signaling receptor complex; plasma membrane. The transcript has 7 exons.
GCUCUCAGACUCUGACUCAUAGCAUCAAACUUCUUCCUCGUUUCUCAUUCUCUGUGAGCAUGUGUGUGUGGUGUAUGUGUGGUGUGUGUGUGGGGGAGGAGAUGGAUGAAGAACCUGGUCAGUAGAGGGUAUAUAAGGGUUUGUAGAUGGAGGUGGUGGUGAUGGCUGACGGUUCGAGGUGUGUAGUAAUCAGUUUAAUUGAGUGGUAAUGGAGCGACUCGGUCUAUCUCGGUGUGUGUUGAGCUGCGCACUGCUGCUCGUCUAUACUUCCUUCUUUAUAGGCCUUCAUGCAAGUCCAGUCCCUCGGGCUCCGUUCGUUCUGCACAACCUUUGUAAGUUCUGUGAUGUGAAGGCGAGUGAGUGUAACAGCACUGAGGCCCCCUGUAAGGUCGACUGCAACAUCACGUCCAUCUGUGAGCACAGCAGUGAGGUCUGCGCUAGUGCAUGGCGCAGAGACGGCGAGAACAUAACCGUGGAAACGGUGUGUCACGACCCACUGAAGCCAUUUCACGGCGUGAUGCUGAACGACUUCAGCAGCAGGAAGUGUGUGCUGAAGCAGUACAAACAGCUUGGGCCCAACUUCUACAUCUGCUCCUGCAGCCAAGAGGACGAGUGUAACGAAGAGCUCUUUUUCUCCACAGCAGAGACACCACGGACAACACCCCCAGUGAUGACCAUUGUCCUCGUGGUCCUCGUUCCUGUCGCCGUUCUUGCUGUCAUGCUCAUGUCGUUGAUUUAUUUCUGCCACAUUCACAUACACCAUUCCUCCAAACUGAAGCCUGAGUUCAGCGACACACAUUCCAUACUCACCACCAAACACGAACACGCUGACAGCGUCUCAAACUGGCUCAAUCACAACACGGAGCUUCUGCCCGUCCAUCUGGAUGAACUGGUGGGAAAAGGACGCUUCGCUGAAGUGCACCGCGCUCGACUCGGCCAAAAGACCAGUGAAAACGGGGUAUUUCAGACGGUCGCAGUUAAAAUCUUCCCAGUGGAGGAGUUCCUGUCCUGGAAGACGGAGCGUGAGAUCUUCCUCGACGCAGAGCUCUGUCACGACAACAUCGUCCACUUCCUGGCGGCGGAGAAACACACUGUGGAGCGACAGCUGUGGCUGAUCAUGGCCUAUCACAUUCAAGGAAACCUGCGAGACUACCUCCGAGCCCACCAACUGGACUGGGCGGAGCUCUGCAAGAUGGGUGGUGAUGUUGUAAGGGGUGUGGCUCACCUGCACAGUGAUCAGAAUGCAGUAGGUGGAGUCAAAGCACCAAUUGCUCACCGAGACUUGAAGAGUGACAACGUGCUGGUAAAAGACGACGGGAGCUGCUGCAUCUGUGACUUCGGCCUCAGCAUCCGACUCGACAGCAACAUGAGCACGGAGGAGCUCGCGAACAGAGGACAGGUGGGCACGGCGAGGUACAUGGCCCCCGAGCUGCUGGAGUCCAGACUGAACCUAGACAACAUCGAGUCCUUCAAACAGGCAGAUGUUUACUCCAUGGCUCUCGUGCUGUGGGAGAUCACGUCCAGGUGCACUGCCAUCGGAGAGGUGAGAGAAUAUGAGCCACCAUUCGGAAAGUUGAAUCAGCCAUGUAUCGAGAGCAUGAAGGACACUGUGAUCAGAGACCGAGAGCGACCAGAGAUACUGUCCAGCUGGAGGACACACCCGGGUGUGAAGAUGGUGUGCAAGAUGAUUGAAGAAUGUUGGGAUGAGGACCCCGAGGCUCGUCUGACAGCUCCAUGUGUAUCGGAGAGAUUCAAUAAGUUCAGCGAUCCAUUGUUCGAGGAUAAAACAACCAGCCUCCCUGAGACAGAGGCGGAGCUAUUACAUUUAAAGCUGUGAAAUGUGCUUAUGUCCGCAGAGUUGAAUUUUGAGUUUGUGCUUCAGACGAAAAUCAUCUGUAUAAAACCACAAGUAUUUUUUUUUAACUUUAAAGUUUAUGUACUGUGAAUAACAAGACAAUGUAAUAAUAAAGCACAUGAAGCUAAUCUGCUAAUCAUGACUCAAAAAUUGUUUUAGCAAUUUCUCUUUGAGGAUUAAUAAAGUUAUCUAUCUCUCUA